ACUGUGACAAGUUAUUCAGCUACCAGUCUGACGUGAGGGAGGGCGAGUUCCAGUCCCCCGGCUUUCCCAGCCACUACCCCAACGGGGUCAGCUGCAAAUACAAGUUCAUAGGUCGGGCCAACCAGCGCGUGAAAAUACAGUUUACACAGUUCAAUGUCCAUGGGCGGCCUCCAGGAUGUGAGCACGACUUCGUUAACAUCUACUCCCAACUGAAACACGAGACUGAAGAUCUUCUGGAGGCUGUGAUGACGGGGCCUUUCUGUGGCGAGUCCAAGGAGGAUCUGCCCAAGAUGGUCGUGUCCACCUACAAUUUUCUGGUCAUCUGGUUCUAUUCCAACCACGAGAAGAGUAGUGGCGGCUUCCACGGCACUUGGGAGUUUAUAGACGCAGUGACUUCUCUUUCAGUGCACUAUGAUAUGGGCACUAUGGCGCCGAACACUUGUGGUUACACCAUCCGCAGUGAUCAUAAGGACCACGGAUUCAUUAUGUCUCCCACGUACCCAGGUAUCUACUCGGACAACCUCUAUUGUUACUACAAGCUCCAUGGCAGGCCAGGCCAAAGGAUUAAGCUGGUCUUUGAGGAUUUUUCCCUUUUUUAUGGCGGUGAAUACUGCCCGUUUGAUUUUUUACGAAUAUAUGACGGUUUUACCAAAAACAAGCCGGUGAUUGGCACUUUCUGCGGCAGUUUUAACCAAACAACUGUGAUCUUUUCUACCGGGGAGGCGCUUUGGCUCGACUUUGUAACAGGAGAGGGCCGACUCAUUUUUGCAGCGUCCAAUGGAGCAAGCGCCGAUUACAAGUUUGCACGGAGGGGAUUUAAUAUAUCAUAUACCUUUAGUGACCAGUUUGUGAAAUUAGAAUGCGAUCAGAGAAUCCUCAGUGGCAAAGAAAGCAACGGCACCUUCGUCUCCCCUGGCUACCCGGCCAACUUCAAGCAGGGCAUCGUCUGUAGGUAUUAUAUGGACGGGCUGAUGGAUGAGCAGAACCUGGAGAAGGUCAAAGUCAGUUUCUUUGACUUCAACAUCCCUGGCAACAUGCCAUACUGUCUGCUCGGGUACGUGGGAGAGAACGAGGAUGGACGUCUCAGUGACGGCUCGGUGAAAAACAAAUACUGUGGCAGCAACGACCCACCUCCCAUCACCAGCGUGGGUCCCCGGAUGGUGAUCACCCUUAACACAACAGGAGCUGUCCAGGGUGGCAAGUUUGUUGCCAGAUAUACUUUUAUCACAGACUACGAUGUACCAGGCGAGCAGCCAGAAGAAGGCAAGUGCCGGUUCCUAUACAACAACGUGAAGACCACACAGGGCACCACCAACUCGCCCCGACACCCGAACGCCUACCCCUCCAACCUGGACUGCGAGUAUGUCUUCCGUCCGCUCAUUGACCACCUCAUCAGCAUUAGCUUCAGCAGCUUCACUCUGUCGGACUCCCCCAGCCAACUAUGUGACACGGGAGAUUACCUGGCGAUCUACGAAGAUGUCGGCACAUUCAUUAAAGAGAACUUCACCCUGACUGAAAAGUACUGCGGCACAACCAUCCCAGGUCCGUACAUGACCUCCCGCCUCCUCAAACUGGUCUUCCACUCCGACGAUCGCUUAUCCUACAUAGGGUUCAAGGCAACUUACAGAUUCAUUAAGAAACAGGAUAUAGAUAACACCUGUUCUACAUACGUCAUCAAUGCCAGGGGGUCAGGGGGUAUCAUCAUGAGCCCCAACUACCCCAACAAGUACCCGCCGCUGACCAGAUGUGAGUGGAUCAUCCACGCCAGCAACAGAGAUCAUCGCAUCCUCGUAGAAGUGUCUGACCUCAACCUGGAGGGCGAUUGCUCUGAAGUGGCCGUCCGGUUGUUUGACGACAGCGCCUCCAUCAGACCGAUGGAAGUUCUCUGUGGCAAGAAGAAAGACGACCAGGUCACAGACUCCUACCUCUCUCUAGCUGAUAAUUUUAGAAUUUUAUUUUUAUCAUCACCAUCAUCUCUCGGUGCUAACGGUUUUAAAUUAUCGUGGACAGAAGUGUACCAAGGGCCAGCCCCAAGCGUGGAGUGUUCCGGGUUCCGCUGUGUAGUCAACAAAUACUGCAUCUCUUCAACACUCAAGUGCAAUAAUGAGCCCAACUGUGGCAAGGGAGAUGAUUCUGACGAGACUGCUGAAUGUUCUAGAACUUCUGGUAUCCAGAUCCUCCAUAUUGCAAUAGGCACUUCCAUCUCAUCGUUCUUCUGCAUCAUCUUGCUCAUCUGUGGAUUUUACCAUCGGCGGAAGUUCCGGUCAGAUCGCGCCCCAGCAGACCACGAUCACGUGGAAGUGCGGUACGUGUCAGCUCCCACCGGAUGCAACACCACCGACCGUCUCCUUAUGGAAGACAGACAUGAAUUAAAUAAUGACCAUCAUAAAACUACAACACACACGAGUCCAAGAUGUCAGAAAGU
Messenger RNA from Candidula unifasciata, 2425 nucleotides. The record is from the annotation of a GenBank genome assembly. Lineage: Eukaryota; Metazoa; Mollusca; Gastropoda; Stylommatophora; Geomitridae.